GUUAAGGACCCUAUCUAAAGCUUGAUGUGCUUCUGAUUUAGUUGAUCCUACCCACUCGAGCAACAGAGUAAACAUCUUCCCACAAUCUCUGGCCCAUCCCUUUUUGACGUGGCAGCCAAAAAAAAGAACUACGACAACAACCACCUACACCAGCUCUGCAAACCGCUGCUGAACACGAUACGUCAUGGAAGGCGCAAAGAACUGGUACAACAAGCAAUACGAGGCCUGGGUGCCGUGGAUCGAGGAUAAGGUUCUGGGCUGGUUCGGUGAGAACAAGACCAGCUAUGUCGCCAAAGACAACCUCAACAAGACCAAAAUCACCGGCGACGAGAACGUGGACGCCAUCCAGGACGACGUCAACAAAGGCGUGGGGGGACAAUUCGGCAAGGGUGGCUUGCUUGAAGGCGUGGGAACUCUGACGAGCAAAGAAGUGCUCAACAGGGGGGAGCGAAAGGGAAAGAACGAGGAGGGCGGAUAUGGACUGUGA
Molecule: messenger RNA, 487 nt
Organism: Cladophialophora immunda
Lineage: Eukaryota; Fungi; Ascomycota; Eurotiomycetes; Chaetothyriales; Herpotrichiellaceae
Exons: 2
Coding region: 185-487 (100 amino acids)
Source: RefSeq, a predicted model, not a curated record